Drosophila takahashii is the source of this 1851-nucleotide messenger RNA. Its product is annotated as major facilitator superfamily domain-containing protein 6. Gene Ontology annotation, cellular component: membrane. The record is from RefSeq and is a predicted model, not a curated record. Lineage: Eukaryota; Metazoa; Arthropoda; Insecta; Diptera; Drosophilidae. Gene Ontology annotation, molecular function: transmembrane transporter activity.
CGAAAAUUAUGAUCUAAUCUGGGUAGGAACACCUUCUCACCCGGAAUAAACUGAGGAUUGCAUGGAGACAUCUGAACUGUGAUACAUUGUGUCGCUUUUGAGCACAGCGAUUAGCCAUAAUACAGUAAUAUAAUAUAAAGACUGGACAAUGGUGCGACUCAACAGGCGCCUGCUGCCCAUCAAGGCACAUUUCUUCUUUUUCAUGGCGGCCAUGGGACCCAUAUUACCCCAACUUCCAGUGAUUGGCAAGCAAAUAGGUGUUCCACCGGAUGUAAUGGGCUAUAUUAUGGCCGUUCUACCCAUACUUUAUGUCCUAGCCAAACCCCUGGUGGGUUUCCUGGUUGAUUACUUUACGAGCCUGCGCAAGUUCAUCUUCAUCUCUCUUAUCCUGAUCAUGACUCUGGCCUUUGCUGGAUUCUAUUUCCUUCCUGACAAUGCCCAUUUCAUCCCCUUGGAGGAUGGCAGUGCCCAGUGGAAUGUGACGUUGCUGGAGAGUCCACAGGAUUGCACUCCUGAUAUUCAAUCAUCUAGUGCAUUUUGCCAGACGACUCACCAGGCGAAAUGCAUUCAGGGAAAUGAAGAAAUAUCCGCAUUUAUUGUAGCUCACUCGGCGGGUCUCAAUCUCAGCCAGAAUCUGCUGCAUGGCAACGCAACGCAUCACAUUUGCCUCACACAACCCGCCACCAGUGAUUGGAGCACUGCAUCCUGCGAGUUGCGCCAUGUGGAUAGCUGUAUUUAUGGAGCUGGCAAGUUCUGGCUCUUCGUUUGCCUGCUCUGCAUCGGAAUCGUCGGCUUCAACGUGACCAACUCCAUAUCCGAUGCCUGUUGCUUUGACCUGCUGGGCGACGAGGAGCAGGGCAAGUACGGAGCGCAACGGGUGUGGGGCACCAUUGGCUUCGGAGCCACAGCCCUGCUAUCCGGCAUCGUGGUCAACUGGUGGACCUCGGAUGCAGUUAAGAGUUUAGCGCCCGCGUUGAUCAUCAUGUGCGUGUUCAGUUUGCUGGAUCUGUUCAGUGUGUCCAAGCUGAAGCUGCCGAAACUCGGAGGAUCCGAGUCCAUUUGGAGCGAUGUCUGGCAGUUGGUUCGUCAGCCACCCAUCCUGGUCUUCCUGUUUUUCGCCACCAUGGCUGGAAUUAUCGACUCGUUCAUCAUUUACUUCAUGUUCUGGCACUUGGAGCAGGUGGCCGAGGUUACUGGCUAUAUGCACCAGAUCAAACUAAUCGAGGGUCUGGUGGUCGCAGCCGAGUGUCUGGCCGGUGAGGUGCCCUUCUUCUUUUACAGCGGCAAGAUCAUCAAGAAACUGGGCUAUGUUCACUGUAUGAGCAUGUGCUUUUUCUUCUACGCUGUGCGGCUGUCCCUCAUCUCCUGGAUACCCAAUCCCUGGUAUUUAGUGGGUGUGGAGCUCUUUUUCCAGGGCAUCACCUAUGCUUUGUGCUACACCUGCAUCGUGGCCUACGCCUCGGCGGUGGCGCCUCCGGGAACUUCGGCCACGGUGCAAGGAUUGAUGGCUGGAAUGGAUGAUGGUCUGGGCUUCUCCAUUGGAUCCCUGAUCGGAGGACUCAUGUUCAAUAGCCUGGGAGGUCGUGAAAGUUUCAAAUACUUUGCCAUCGCCGCAAUUUGCACCUGCGUAGCACACAUUGUGGUGCGUCCCACAUCGAGAAAGCGGCAAUUCCUGCCGAAACAAGGAUAUCAGCAGCCUACAGAACAGGAGAUUAAACAACCGCCAGCUCAGGAACUGCAGGAGAUUCGUUAGGAGUAGCAAUAUACUAAAUAUAGGAUUUUUGUACCGACUUUGUUGCAUAUUUUUGUACGCACUUUUUCGACAAUAAAACGAGUUGUCCAAAAGUUGAA